Messenger RNA from Caenorhabditis auriculariae, 1065 nucleotides. The record is from the annotation of a GenBank genome assembly. Lineage: Eukaryota; Metazoa; Nematoda; Chromadorea; Rhabditida; Rhabditidae.
AUGAUGCAGUAUAUGUUACUUUUUAGUCGGCAAGGUAAGUUGCGCCUACAGAAAUGGUACACAGCUUUUUCAGAUAAGGUUGGUUUUUUAUGAAUAUUUUAAACCGUAUUCACAUAUUUUUUUAGCAAAAGAAGAAGAUUUGUCGCGAGCUCAUAACUCAAAUCCUUGCUAGGAAACCGAAGAUGUGUGCUUUCCUCGAAUAUAAAGAUACUAAAGUGGUAUACAAAAGGUAGGUGUCUAUCGCGAACCCUUUCUGUAUGAAAAAGUUUCGAAAACUUUGGAAAAGUCGAUUCUUUAUUCAAGCCAAUUCGAAAAAGAUGUUCUUUCUUAAAAAUUUCGUAGACUGAAGCAAGCAUUUUUUAAAGUUAAUCGAAAGUUCCCAGGUAUGCUUCGCUGUAUUUCUGCUGCGCAGUUGAAGAGAACGACAAUGAACUGAUCACUCUCGAAGUGAUCCACCGAUAUGUCGAACUCCUCGACAAGUACUUCGGAAGCGUAUGUUCCGAUCCAAGUUUAAGUAGCUCUUGUUCAUCAGGUCUGCGAACUCGAUAUUAUUUUCAACUUCGAAAAGGCUUACUUCAUUCUUGACGAAUUCCUUUUGGCUGGUGAGAUACAGGUGAAGAGUUAGGUUUUUCAUUAUAAAAAAACUAGAUGAUUUCUAUGAAUCAGGGAACAUCGGAACGUUUAAUCAAUUAAAAUUGUGCUCGAGUGAAAUCAAAUAAAAAAAUUUUCAGACUAACUUUAAAUUGGUUCGUUUUUUUCAAAUUUUUAGACCUACUAUAUAUAUAUAGGAAUUUUUGCACGGGACCUACUUUUUUUCAGUCGUCCAAUCGUUUCUCUCUUUGUUCAUAAACUUGUAAUAGCAUAGCAAGAAACUUUGAAAAGAAUACAUUGCUUUCUUAUUAUUGGAAUUAUGUUGCAGGAAACCAGUAAAAAGCAAGUUUUAAAAGCGAUCGCUGCUCAAGACUUAAUUCAAGAGGUUUUAUAUUACUGAAAAAGCCAUUCAUUUGAUAUGCGUUUCAGGAAGAAACACCUCAAGGUUUCUUUGAAGACCACGGUCUCGGCUAA